GUGCGGCCCUUCGUGACUUGGGACCGGGCCCCAAACCUGCACAACAUGGAGACCGCAUCCCUGUGCUGCUCCACUUUCGCCUUCCUCACGGCGCUGGUCUUCAACGACCCCAACACGUCGCAGGCGGGAAGGGUGGUCGUCUCCGUGCUGCUCAUCGCCUUCGGCGCGGGGGUGGUGGCGUACUUGCUGAUGGAGCUGUCCAGGGAGGUGUGGAGGAAGGUGGACGACAUGCUGGAGGAGGCCAAGAUUGGGGGGGUGCGCGACAUGUCGCGGAUGGCCAAAAUCUGGCACGUCGCGGCGCUGCUGGCGGCGCAGUUGCCGUGCUUCGGGCUUGAAGAGGAAUCCGAAAAUGAGGCCGUGGAACCUGUCGAGGGUCGCGGGUGA
This is a messenger RNA of Ostreobium quekettii, 384 nucleotides long. The record is from the annotation of a GenBank genome assembly. Lineage: Eukaryota; Viridiplantae; Chlorophyta; Ulvophyceae; Bryopsidales; Ostreobiaceae.